CGGCCUGCGGGAGGGCGGGCUGCGGGCUGUGGGCUGCAUGGCUCCCGGGAAGGGACCCGGCUGCUGCUGCUGCCGCCGGUGUAGGACCAGGCCUUAGCGUUAGCCGCCCAGCGGGAAGCCCGCAGGGUUCCUUGGUGAUGUUAGUAUGAGAGGUGCGGAAAUGUGGCGGGAACCCCUGAUGGCAGGGGAAUUGCAGAUGGCUUCACGCUUUCAAGUCAAGCAUAGGAAACAAGAUUGGUGGAGUGAAAGUUUGGAAAGGGGAAUUCCACAACAGCGCUUUCACGCGGAGACACUUGACAGUGAAUGGGCUUUUGUCCUUUACAAAAUCGUGGAGUUAGUGCAUUCUGAUGUCAGACCUAGUUUUCAUUUACAGACUGUAGACUUGUUGCCAAAAGUGCUCCCCAUUCUCCCCAACUAGCGCUGGCUCUCCUUUGUAGCUAUGAUCUGGAACUUGCAGUGUAGACCAGGCUGGCCUCAAACUCAGAGAUGGGCCUACCUAUGUCUCCUAAUUAAGGAUCCGCGCCACCUCGCCUGGCUUUCUUGAGGCCAAUUUAGAGUUUCAAAAAUGUAUUACUUUAUUAUAGCUCUUUGUACAACUCGAAUAUUUGUAUUUUAUAUUUUGUAUGUAAGUCAGAGAUCAAUGGCUAUAGUUAUCUUUAGCUUUUUACACUUUUUUUUUUUGUUUUGUUUUUCGAGACAGGGUUUCUCUGUGUAGCCCUGGCUGUUCUGGAACUCACUCUGUAGACCAGGCUGUCCUCGAACUCAGAAAUCCGCCUGCCUCUGCCUCCCGAGUGCUGGGAUUAAAGGCGUGCGCCACCACGCCCGGCUUUUACACUUAUUCUUAAAGGCUGCAGCUUAACGAUAUGAUGAAACGAAUUAUCUUAUUUGGAAUGCAGCGCCAUUUUUAGGUUAAUUUUUGUCCCGUGCUCUCUGUCUUUUACUGUGUCGUCCUCAGUGGUCAGUAUAGUAAAGGAGGCUGCGAAACUAAAGAGGGUUAGAGACUUAAACCACAGACACAUGUCCCUUUAAAAUGUGUAUAUGCUGAAGUUUCAGAAACAAUGGAGAUAUUGUUAAUCAUGCUGCUGCUGCUUCCUCCCGUGGAGCGGUAGGGACCGGUUACUUAGGCUUUCCUGUACUGUGUGGUGGCUGAUGGUGACAGCAUUAGUCCACACUGUCAUAGCUUAAGGUGCUCCCCAUGCCAAAGGCUAGAGUUGCUUUUUUAAGUUUUACAAAAACCACAGUACUAUUUUUACAUCAGUACAAAUUUAUAAAAAGCACACAGUGUCAGUGUCCGGUGAGUUCAGGUUCUUCAGCUAUUCCAUAUGUGCUUGUAAUACCAAAGUUGUAGACUUGUAGACCAAAGUCCUACAGAGAACUGUCAGCUGCAUUCGGUUGCUAGGCCUUCAAAACCCUCUAAUCAAUAAUCAAAACCCUCAAUUUCUUUCUUUCAUAUAUAUACAUAUAUAUUAUAUACAUGUAUUAUAUGUGUAUAUAUGAUAUUUUCUUUAUUUACAUUUCAAAUGUUAUCCCCUUUCCUAGUUUCCCCUCUGAAAAUCCCCUAUUUCUCCCCCCCCCCCAAGCAGGUUCUUACCUCCCGUUUCUUUAUCACUCAGGUUUAGCUGGUUGUAUAUAUUUUUGAAUUUAUGCCUCUACCUCUUCUAUGACCUCUCCUUCACUGGCUAAAUCUUGAACUACACUAUCCAGUGUGGCAGUCAUCAGCCAGCCCUGACAUUUUAAAUGAACUGUUUGGUUCCCCAGAUGCAUUAGCCACAUUGGAAAUGCCCAGCACACACAGGCUGCCUAGUGGCUAUUGUCUGAUUAAUACUGAUAAGAUGUUUCCAUAAUUACAGAAAGUUCUGUUGCAAUACAAUGAUCUUUUGAAAUACAGUGUUAGAUUCAGCCUUGAUUUUUGAUGGCAGGUACAAGAAAACUCAAAGGUAUAGGUUUUAUAUUAUAAAAAUUAUCUGUUGCGUUCAUUGUCAGGGAGACUUGUAAUGUCUGAGUCACCCCACUAGGGAUGUUAGAAUUAAGCUGUGUAUGUCGGGGUUCCUGUGCUGUUUGCUCAGUUGAGCCACCAUGAAAUUGCCCAAGAGCCUUUGGUCAAUAGGGAGCUCUUCAUGGCUAAUAGUGCCUGGGCCGAUUACUGAGUGAGAGCCACCGUGGUGCUUUCUAGUGGCGUCAUGUGCCCAGUGCUGCUUAGCUGGCACUCUUAUGAUGAACUUGCCUUCCGCAGCUGACUAUCCUGAAGUACAGUUUGUACAGGAAUGGCAAGCAAAAUGCUUAACUCCGUUCCUUUCUUUUCAGACUACAGCAAUGAAUUGGUGGCCUAGCAACCUCCAAAGAUGGAAAAGCCGAAGUUCGAGGACACAGAGCUGUUGCCAAAACAAAGAGGAUUUAGAGAUGGAGGCUUUGUUGGAAGGAAUACAAAAUCGGGGGCAUAGUGGGAGAAACCACUUGGGCAUGAGCUGUGACUGGUCUGUUGGUGCUUGUAGGGGAUUUUUGACAUCCUGUGAAGCAGAACUGCAAGAGCUCAUGAAACAGAUCGAUAUAAUGGUGGCUCAUAAGAAGUCGGAGUGGGAGGGGCAGACGCACGCUCUGGAGACUUGCUUGGACAUCCGUGAUCGGGAGCUGAAGGCUCUGAGGAGUCAGCUGGACAUGAAGCACAAAGAGGUUGGAAUAUUGCAUCAGCAGAUAGAAGAACAUGAGAAAACCAAGCAAGAAAUGGCCAUGGAGUACAAGGAGGAGUUACUGAAGCUGCAGGAGGAAUUAAGCAGACUGAAGAGAAGCUAUGAAAAGCUGCAGAAAAAGCAACUAAGAGAAUUUAGAGGAAAUACCAAAAGUUUUCGAGAGGAUCGGUCUGAGAUUGAGAGGCUAACUGGAAAAAUAGAGGAAUUCCGACAGAAGUCUCUGGACUGGGAGAAGCAGCGUCUGAUUUAUCAGCAACAGGUAUCUUCUCUGGAAGCACAGAGGAAGGCUCUGGCUGAACAGUCGGAGAUAAUCCAGGCUCAGCUUGCCAACCGGAAACAGAAAUUAGAGUCCGUGGAACUAUCUAGCCAGUCAGAAAUUCAACACCUGAACAGUAAGCUUGAGCGGGCUAAGGACACCAUCUGUGCCAAUGAGCUGGAAAUAGAGCGCCUUAACAUAAGGGUCAACGACCUGAUGGGAACCAAUAUGACUAUCCUGCAGGACCAUCGGCAGAAGGAGGAGAAACUAAGGGAAUCUGAGAAGUUACUAGAGGCUCUGCAGGAAGAACAGAAAGAGUUGAAGGCAAGUCUUCAAUCUCAAGAAACCUUCAUCCUUGAGGCAAAAAUGCAGGAGAAACUGCAAACGACAUUAAAGGCAGUUGGCACUCAGCAGUCCGUAGAAAGGCCUCUGGAGGACUGUCAGAAGGAAAGGAAGUACAGCUCUCCAGGGCAAGGAGUCUUGGAUAAUGUGCUCUCCCAGCUGGACUUCAGCCACAGCAGUGAAGAACUCCUGCAGGCAGAGGUGACGCGUCUUGAAGGCAGUUUAGAAUCUGUGAGUGCAACAUGCAAACAGCUGAGCCAAGAACUAAUGGAAAAAUACGAAGAGCUGAAGAGGAUGGAAGGGCAUAACAAUGAGUACCGGACAGAGAUAAAGAAGUUGAAGGAACAGAUUCUGCAGGCUGAUCAGACCUACAGUUCUGCCCUGGAAGGAAUGAAGAUGGAAAUCUCCCAGCUAACUCGGGAGUUGCACCAGCGAGAUAUCACUAUUGCUUCUGCCAAGUGUUCCUCCUCAGACAUGGAAAAGCAGCUGAAGGCAGAGAUGCAGAAGGCAGAAGAAAAGGCUGUAGAGCAUAAGGAGAUUCUAAGUCAGCUGGAAUCUCUCAAAUUAGAAAAUCAUCGUCUUUCUGAAACAGUGAUGAAGCUGGAACUGGGCUUGCAUGAGGCAAAAGAGAUUUCACUAGCAGACCUUCAGGAGAAUUAUAUUGAGGCCUUAAAUAAAUUAGUGUCUGAAAAUCAACAACUGCAGAAAGAUUUGAUGAGCACCAAAUCUGAGCUGGAGCAUGCUACUAACAUGUGCAAAAAAAAAGAUGGCGAGAUCUUUAACCCAGCACACAGCAGAGCUGCCGGGUUCAAGAAUGCAGAGCUUAAGCCAAUCCAUGGCCAGCACAGACAUGACGGAAUAAAGACCGAGCAGUACAAAACAGGUCACCACUCGCCUCGAGGACAAACGUUGGAUAGCAUAGACCCUGUGGCCAGGGGUCCCAGCCCCCUGAGUUCUCACAUCAGCCCCGGCAGCUCCACCGUCUCUCUGCCUUCCAACUUUCUAUUUGAGGCUCACUCUUUGCCUUCAGUGCUAGAUAUAAAUGAUGUCAACUUUUCUGACAGUCUGUCUGACUGUAUGAAUGACCAAGAAGAGUUUGUAUCUUCGGGCUCGCUGCCCACCUCUCCUCUGGGAUCGAUAGCUACCAGGUUUCUGGAAGAGGAGGAGCUGAGGUCUCACCAUAUUCUAGAGCGCCUGGACGCCCACAUUGAAGAACUGAAAAGAGAGAGUGAGAAGACGGUGAGGCAGUUCACAGCCCUCGUGUAGCCCUGCACAGCCACAGACGGAAGACUGGAUUAUAAAGUUGUAAUGAAGCAAUGCUCGCAAGGGCGGCACUGAGGAGUCUGCAGACUGGGCACUUGGGUAUUUUCACUGCGUUGUGUGGAGGACUGCUUCCAUAGGAACUUGUGAGAAUAAACCGCUUUGCAGACUUUUCUCACAUGAAUGUUUAUUACCACAGAGCAAUGCUUUCUCUUUCCGACUUACAUGUGAAUAGCUGUGUACUACUGAAAAUAAAGAUUGUACUAUACAGUUUGAAA
Messenger RNA from Mus musculus (house mouse), 4823 nucleotides. It is a transcript of the gene Cep63, whose product is annotated as centrosomal protein 63. The record is from RefSeq and is a predicted model, not a curated record. Lineage: Eukaryota; Metazoa; Chordata; Mammalia; Rodentia; Muridae. Bases 2212 to 4551 code for a protein of 779 amino acids. The transcript is spliced from 16 exons. Gene Ontology annotation, cellular component: centriolar satellite; centrosome; centriole.